AUGUCUUUUCUGCGGCAGCGCGUAAAGGAACGCUGCCCAGACGCGCAAUUACGGACUGUUUCAAAAAGAAAAGGCACGAGCAUUCUGGGAUACUAUGACCCCGUCUUUUUCCAUGAGACUUCGCACCUCAUUUCGAUGUGUGACAUUCUGCCUACGCUCACUUGUGAUGAUCCGACGCUUUCUAUAAAUGGAACCCAUAACAUCGAUUGCCACGAACACUCAAUUAAAUUUUCUACUACCUCAAGGUUCUAUUGGACUACACGACAAGCGGAUACGAAGGAUAGAUCCUCAAGGAUGUCUUUAUUGGAUCACACAACGAGAGCAUGGAAAAAAUAA
Molecule: messenger RNA, 336 nt
Organism: Cylicocyclus nassatus
Lineage: Eukaryota; Metazoa; Nematoda; Chromadorea; Rhabditida; Strongylidae
Source: the annotation of a GenBank genome assembly